CGGGGGCGGUGGGCGUGGCCCCGGGGCGAUGGGCGUGGCCGGGGCGCGUGGCGGCGCGCGGGCGGGCGCGGCGAUGGCGGCGGCUCCGCGCUGGCGGGAGCGGCUCUUCGCGCUCUAUUUCCUCUCGCACAUCCCCAUCACGCUGCUCAUCGACCUCCAGCCGCUGCUGCCCGCCGGCCUCCACCCGCCCGCCCUGACGGAGCUGUUGCAGUGGUACGCAGCCUCCUUUAGAGACCCCAUGAUGCUCCAGCCCCCGGAGUGGUUUAAGGCGUUUAUAUAUUGCGAAGCUUUCUUACAAAUGCCUUUCUUCCCCGUCGCAGUCUACGCCUUCUUCAAAGGUGGCUGCAAAUGGAUACGGACUCCUGCCAUUAUCUACUCCACCCACGUAGCGACAACUCUGUUUGCCAUCCUGGCACAUAUCCUGUUCCACGAUUUCUCCACGUCUGAGCACGUGGGACCUCGGACGCAACGCGAGCGCCUAAUUCUGCUCUCGAUAUACGCGCCGUACUUGCUGAUACCACUUCUCAUUCUCUUCACCAUGCUCUUCCACCCCCAUUACAGCCACGUGGAGAAAAGGAAAAGGAAGUAGCCGGCUCUGAAGCACAACGCUUGUUCUGGGUUUGAUUCAGGGCCUGCGCUGCCGGAGUCUGGGACAAACACCUGCCUCGGGCUCUGACCGGAGCGUCUGGCUCCUGCAAGAUAAAUUGGAAUUGGUUUGAGUUUGCGGCUCUCCUUCAAUCAGAAAUUGCUCUGGCAGAUGCCGGUACCCGCAAUUCCACCUGGUUUCUGGGCGCGCGCCGGGGGAGAGACCUCGCUCCUCUCCCGCCGCCGGUUGUGCCCACCGUCCGGAAUGGGAACACAAACUGCCAACCACUUGAUGUGUAACUGCGUCACAGGGGGGGGAAACUGCAGCUGAGACUUUUCUUUCACAUUCCCUUUUUCCAAGAUGACUAUUAGAAAACCACUGAAUAAAAAAAAAUUGUCUUCCAAAAGCAUAUUCUGCAAAAUCCAUAACCGAUGAUACACAGCUUUGCAAAGCCAUGCUUUUGAUGCAUUUCAAAUUCUAUAAUUCUUAACUUCCUCGCCACUUCCUCUAAAAUUUCGCCUUCCUUUGCUCUGCUUCAGUUUUGAUUAAUUGCAAAUGUCUGAUCAGUGAUAAAUGUGCCAAAAAUCUGGAUUUCUGAAUGCUUAAAGUGAACUUUGUCUGACAACGAGGUGUCCUUCCUAGAGGAUUUCAAAGUACUUCAGGAAUUGUAAACAAGGAUUUGUAAAUUUCUCUCUUCUGUGAAAUCACUUCCAGUAUGGAAAUAAAUAACUAAACGCAUUAAACUGCAUUUAA
Messenger RNA from Chroicocephalus ridibundus (black-headed gull), 1339 nucleotides. It is a transcript of the gene TMEM97, whose product is annotated as transmembrane protein 97. Bases 29 to 589 code for a protein of 186 amino acids. NCBI's taxonomy places the organism in Eukaryota, Metazoa, Chordata, Aves, Charadriiformes, Laridae. Gene Ontology annotation, cellular component: endoplasmic reticulum. The transcript is spliced from 3 exons. The record is from RefSeq and is a predicted model, not a curated record.